UCGGUUCGCAUAGUUGAUGUAACGCGGUCCCUGAACGCACCGCGCCUGUCUGCUCUUUAGUUACAGUAUGGCGGCUCGGACUUGCGGAGGAGGACAACUUCUUAUAGAUUCUUCCCGCAAAACUGUAGGAAAGCGGCGGCGGCUCUAACUCCCGGCCGGUCUUGGUAUACACGACGGACGACGACCGCGCAACCUUUGGCUUGUACGGAGAAUUUGUAUCCCCCCCCUCCUGGAAUACAACCGGAGCUUGUGUGAUGCAGGAGGACCCGCAUUCAAGAAACUCCCCUGAUUUUUCCGCGUCUGCCCCGGACUGUCAGUUAGCCGGCUAGCUGCUCGGUAGCUCACCACCUCUUCAUGCUAACACUCCGAUGUAGCCAAAAGGCGGGCUAGCUUGCUGCUUUUAUUCGCUCCAGGAGACAGGGAUGGCAUUUCGCCUCCAUCCGGAGAGUCUUGUUGAAUCGAGGUGGGAAAGCGGUGCAGCCCAGGCUGUGCACAGUGGACCAUGUUUAUUAGUUAGUGCCUAAGAACUUAAAGGACUGACAGCUCUGCAUACACACAGGCAACGGAUAUUCUACUUCAUUCAUUGGGGAUUAGCAACACAAGACUGCCACUCUGGAUCAAGAAAACCUGCCCCUCGCGUCCGCUUGGAGUAACACUCUUAAGCCAAAGUCAAUGCCUUCGGCGCUGGCCGUGUUCGCCUGCCGACCCAACUCGCACCCAUUCCAGGAGCGCCAUGUGUACCUGGAUGAGCCAGUCAAGAUCGGCAGGUCGGUGGCUCGGUGCCGGCCAGCCCAGAACAACGCCACCUUUGACUGCAAGGUGCUGUCCAGAAAUCAUGCACUGGUGUGGUUUGACCACAAGACCGGCAAGUUCUACCUGCAGGACACUAAAAGCAGCAACGGCACCUUCAUCAACAGCCAGCGGUUGAGUCGCGGCUCGGAGGAGAGUCCGCCCUGCGAGGUCCUCUCCGGCGACAUCAUUCAGUUCGGCGUCGACGUCACUGAGAACACGCGCAAAGUCACCCAUGGCUGCAUUGUGUCAACAAUCAAACUCUUCCUACCCGAUGGGAUGGAGGCACGCCGACGGAGCGAUGUCAUCCAGGCUCCGUUACCACUUCCUGUAGACAAGGUUGCAGCCAACACUCCCAGUAUGUAUUCUCAGGAACUGUUCCAGCUCUCCCAGUAUCUGCAGGAGGCCUUACACAGGGAGCAGAUGUUGGAGCAGAAGCUGGCCACCCUGCAGCGUCUGUUAGCCAACACUCAGGAGGCCUCCGAGAGCAGCUGGCAGGCUCUGAUCGACGAAGACCGCCUGCUCUCCAGACUGGAGGUGAUGGGCAGUCAGUUGCAGGCUCACUCUAAGUCCCAGACGGAGGACGGGAUCCGUAAGGAGCUGCUGGCUCUGCAGGAGGACAAACACAACUACGAGACCACGGCUAAGGAGUCCCUGAGGAGGGUCCUGCAGGAGAAGAUCGAGGUGGUCAGGAAGCUGUCGGAGGUGGAGCGCUCGCUCAGUAACACGGAGGAUGAGUGCACCCACCUGAAGGAGAUGUCCGAGCGGGGCCAGGAGGAGCUGAGGGAGCUCGCCAACAAGUACAACGCCGCCGUCAACGAGAUCAAAGAGCUCACCGACAAAAUUAAGGCGGCAGAGGGCCGGCAGGAGGAGCUCAGCCAGCAGGGGGCGUUGGAGAAGAGGGAGUUGGAGCUGCGGAUCGAGGAGAUGGAGGAGAAGGAGCAGGUUCUCCAGGCCAGCAUCGAAGCUCUGCAGGCCGACAACGACUUCACCAACGAGAGGCUGGCCGCCCUGCAGGUGCGGUUAGAACAGCUACAAGAGAAAAGCAUAAAAGAAAACAACAGCCUGGAUGAGGACACUGUCUCCCAUGGACCGCUAGAGGAGCCUGUGAAGGACAAACCAGAGGAGAGCCCCGAGGAGGACGAGGAGGACGAGGACACGGACACCGAUGACGGUGCCUUUGGAGGAGAUGAAGAUGUUGAUGACAACUGUCACGUUAACAACAGCGGAGGAGACUCGACUAGAAUGCAACAGUUGAUUGAGUGUCCGCCGGUCAAACAGCUGAAAGAAACCGUGAGUUCUUCUAUCCACCAACUGGCCAACUUCGCUGAAGUGAUGGACGCACAUCUACAGAACAACCAGACGGCAGUAGAAGACGACAUCUUGGCCAGCCCUGAUCGCCUUAAAGGCAAUCCGAUGGAUGCCAAAGAGUCGGACAUGUCAGACACUCUGAGUCCCAGCAAAGACCGCAGCAGUGACGACACGUCAGACGGCAACAUGGACGACCAGGAGCUGAACGAACCCCAGAACAGAGUAGCUCUGCUCAAAGCUGAGUUGCAUCGGGCCGGUCUAGAGCCUGGAGACACGGAGCAGGUCAUCCACCACCUCCACAGAGAGCUUCUGGACGCCCAGGAUUUAGCCAACACCGGCAAGCAGAGAUGUCUGGAGCUGCAAGCUCUGCUGGAGGAGGAGAGGAGGAGUAACUCUCAGCAGACUGAGGAGUCGACCAAACAGAUCCAGUACCUGCAGACUCAACUUGGGAAGCUGCAGGCUGACAUGGAGGCACUGAGGGAGCAGAGGGAGAGCACCAUCUGCACCACCCGAGAGGAGCUCUACAGUGCCCAGGAGGAGAUCCUCAACCUGCGUCACGCCAUGGAGACGGCCACGGCUGAGCGCGAUCGCGAGAUCGCCGCCCUGCAGGCCGACCUGUGCGGCGUGCGGUCGGAGCUGGAGCGCUGGCGGGACACGGCCGCCAAGUACGAGCGGGAGAUCAGCCGGCUGCAGGAGGCCUUCACGCAGCAGCAGCAGCAGCGGAGCACGGCCAACCAGCUGCAGGCGGAGUGCGCCACGUUGCAGCAGCGGUGCGUGUGUUUGCAGCAGGACUGUGACGGCCUCAGAGGGGAGCGGGAAACUCUGACGGACAAACUGCACCGCCUGGAGAACGAGCUGAGCAGCACCAGGGAGCAGAGUCUGGUCCUCAGCUGCAGUCUGCAGUCUCUGGAGAAGAGGGAGGGGGUUCUGCAGGACAAACUGGGGUCUUUGGAGAAUCAACACCUGCAGGAUGCAAGCAAGCUGAAGAGCCAGCUGGACCAGGCCCAGGCCCACACACACACACUGCAGAGAGAGUAUGAAGACACACAGUCCCAGCUGUUGGACCUCCGUCAGCGCUACGAGAGAACAGAGAAGGAGAAGCUGAACAUCCACCAUGAGCUGGAGCAGUGCAGGAGCAGCCUGAAGCUGCUGCAGGACAAGACCAGCUCUCCAUCCAUACUGCAGCCUGUCCAAGCCAUAUUCAUUGGCCUUGUCCUGGCUCUGCUGUACUGGUGUUUCGGCCAGUUGUGGUAGAAAGAGCGGUUGGAGCCCCUGGAUGCCGGUCAUCGCAGUGAUGGUCGCCGUGACGGCAGCCGUCCUCUACCCGAACCUCUCAAAGAGCAGCUCCACCUAGGACCCACACAGCCCCCCCACACACACACACACACACACGUGCACGCACACGCGUGCACUCGGAGCGCGCUGUGAGCAGAGCGUCACUGCUUUACUUGUAUAAAGUCGAAUUGUACAUAAUUGUAGAGGGAAUAUAAAGGUUGUGGUUUCUACAGAGGAUUCAGAAGCUUCUUGGUUCGUUCUGUUUUUGUUGAGUUUUUUUUCUCUGUGGGCCUGGGGAGUUUUUUUCUUCUCUGCUCUCUCAGCUGGGGUGGGGGCUUUUAUUUUAGUUUGUUUUCCGUCUCCCUGCUGAUUUGUGGGUUAAACGAAGCGUCCUCCAGCAGGACGAGCUUCCACACAAAACGCCCGCCGGAGGCCACGUGCGCCUCUUUUUCCCCACGGUCAGCGAAGGCAACACUUCUCCAGCAGCCUCGGCCCGGUCACAUGGUCCACGGCCUGCACGCCGGUCUCCAGCCUCGGCUCUACCUUCACUCAACAAGCAUAGUCACCUUCAAUCACUUUUUGAUUUUAGUUGGCUGAAGCUUUCAAUUAAAAAUAAAUUGGAUGAUGAUGCAAAUUUUGGCAAAGUCAGAUUAAAUUGAAUUAGUUUGAAGUGACGCUCAGUCAGAGCUGUGAUGGUUGAGGGUUUUAGUUCAAACUAAAAACUGAACCCACGUAAAGUAUAGAGUGAAUCCGUCAGUCUGCUGGAGAGUGUCCCGUUCGUCUGUUCAGGACGUCCUGCUAACCGGCGCUCUUCUGUUUGAUUGUUUUUCGUGGGGGGGGGUCAACACUUGAAGCCAAAUUAUUCAAAAUGAAUCUGAUUUUUUCCGUUUUAGUUCUUUUUAGGGCACAAAAAAGAGGCUCAAAGUGCCUCUGAUGUAACUAACAAACACCACAGUGUGUGUUUGUGUACCCGCACGCACACACACACACACACACACACACACACACACUUGGAGGUCCCUCGGAGUGGAGAGAAGCUGAUGGUGAUCCUCAGUGAGUUGUUGCUGAGCUUUGAUCUUUCUACUCGUGUCCUCAGCUGAAGGAGAAGGUGGUCAAAACCUCAGGACCUGUAAGUGACCUUUUGUUUGAGAUUAUUAUGUCAAAUUUAUGAUCGGUGCUUCACCAACACCGUCUGCUAUCGGCUCAUUUUAAGGCUCCAUCGGUCUGUUGGGCCUCAAGACUUUUUGUCUCUAAUGUUCUUUACGGCUCUUUUAUUGUGAAAGAGUGAGGCUGAAGUAGGAAUCAGCUUCUCUCCAGAAGAUCUAGAAACACACACGUGUGUGUGUGUGUGUGUGCGCACACACUCUGAACAGUCUGUCAUCGUUUGUGUACUCUUGUCUCGUCUCCGUGUUUAAAGAUACAUAAAUAAAUAAAGACAACGAACAAAUAUUCCUGAUGUUUAAAGAGAAUGAAAAAAACACUACACAGAGAGAACUGUAAAAUAAAAUGUUAUUGAAUGAUGUGCUACUAGACUUAUUUUGUUAAAAUUGUUCAGAGGUAUGAGGGGGAGCUGUGUAGAGGUGAGGAUGAUGAUGAUGUGUUGGAUAUGCAGAGCAAUGUUUGGAUUAAAGUUGUAGCAAGCUGACCCACCAAAA
Pungitius pungitius (ninespine stickleback) is the source of this 5030-nucleotide messenger RNA. It is a transcript of the gene slmapa, whose product is annotated as sarcolemma associated protein a. Gene Ontology annotation, cellular component: acrosomal membrane. NCBI's taxonomy places the organism in Eukaryota, Metazoa, Chordata, Actinopteri, Perciformes, Gasterosteidae. Gene Ontology annotation, biological process: acrosome assembly; single fertilization. The record is from RefSeq and is a predicted model, not a curated record. The transcript has 27 exons. The coding region runs from base 673 to 3354 and encodes 893 amino acids. Gene Ontology annotation, molecular function: protein binding.